Molecule: messenger RNA, 3100 nt
Organism: Phalaenopsis equestris
Lineage: Eukaryota; Viridiplantae; Streptophyta; Magnoliopsida; Asparagales; Orchidaceae
Product: ribonuclease J
Exons: 18
Coding region: 130-2673 (847 amino acids)
Source: RefSeq, a predicted model, not a curated record
GCGAUAAGGAGGAUAUUUUUCCCACUUUCUUUCCCGCUUCACUCUUUGCUCUUAACCAUGCUGUGCUCUUUCUCCCAAUCACCAGGUAAAAUCUAGGGUUUUGAUCCGCCGGCCUGAAAGACGCAAAGCAUGGCUUCGUUGAACGUCUUCCCUUCUCUCUACGACUUUCGGCUCACUAGAAAUCCCAAGCUUCCAAGGAACUUCGUUUCGUGCAUUUUUAGCUCUCUUGAGUUGGCCAAAGGUGUGCAAAGAUCAAAAUCUCCACGUAGAAGAUCUAGGACUGAUGGAUCAGGGAAAAGCAUGGAUGAUUCAGUUCAACGAAAAUUGGAACAGUUUUACGAGGGACCAAAUGGACCACCUAUACGAGUACUUCCUAUAGGUGGUUUAGGGGAAAUUGGAAUGAACUGCAUGCUAGUUGGAAACUAUGACCGUUAUAUCUUAAUUGAUGCAGGGGUGAUGUUUCCAGAUUAUGAUGAGUUAGGUGUCCAGAAAAUCAUACCUGAUACUGCAUUCAUUAAAAGAUGGAGCUCUAAAAUUGAAGCAGUUGUUAUAACUCAUGGGCAUGAGGAUCACAUUGGUGCGUUGCCUUGGGUUAUUCCAGCUCUAGAUUCCAAUACUCCAGUUUAUGCUUCGUCAUUCACAAUGGAGCUCAUCAAGAAGCGUUUGAAGGAAUUUGGAAUUUUCAUUCCAUCCAGGCUUAAGGUUUUUAAAUGUAGGGAGAAAUUUCUGGCGGGACCAUUUGAAGUGGAGCCACUCCGAGUAACUCAUUCUAUCCCAGAUUGCUGUGGUUUAGUCCUCCGGUGCAAAGAUGGUACAGUUUUUCAUACCGGUGACUGGAAGAUUGAUGAAUCUCCUUUGGAUGGGAAAGCUUUUGAUCGUGAAUCAUUGGAGGAGCUUUCUAAAGAAGGAGUGACUUUAAUGAUGAGCGACUCAACUAAUGUCCUUUCCCCUGGAAGAACUUUAAGUGAGGCUGUUGUUGCAGAAUCGUUGUUAAGGCAUAUUUCAUCUGUUAAAGGAAGAGUUAUAACGACCCAGUUUGCAUCUAAUAUUCAUCGUAUUGGUAGUGUGAAAGCUGCUGCUGAUUUAACUGGUAGAAAAUUGGUAUUUGUGGGCAUGUCCCUGAGGACUUACUUAGAUGCUGCUUUCAGAGAUGGAAAGGCUCCAAUGGAUCCUUCAACUUUAGUGAAAGUGGAGGACAUCGAUGCCUAUCCACCUAAUGGUUUAUUAAUUGUUACAACUGGCUCUCAGGCAGAGCCGCGAGCUGCUCUAAAUCUAGCAUCCUUUGGAGGUAGUCAUUCUCUUAAACUGACUAAGGAGGAUGUAAUUUUAUAUUCAGCUAAGGUUAUCCCUGGAAAUGAAACUCGAGUCAUGAAGAUGUUAAACCGCAUCUCAGAACUUGGCCCCACCGUUGUAAUGGGUAAAAAUGAACUAUUGCAUACAUCUGGACAUGGCUAUCGUGAAGAGUUGGAGGAAGUUCUCAGGAUUGUGAAGCCUCAACAUUUUCUUCCUGUUCAUGGGGAGCUCUUAUUUCUUAAGGAACAUGAAUUAGUUGGAAAAUCAACCGGCAUCAAGCACACUGCAGUAAUAAAGAACGGGGAAAUGCUCGGAGUUUCCCAUCUCAGGAACAGAAGAGUUUUGUCUAAUGGAUUUGCUUUAUUAGGAAAGGAGGAUUUACAGUUGAUGUAUAGUGAUGGUGACAAAGCAUUUGGAACGUCGGCAGAACUUUGUAUUGAUGAGAGGUUAAGGAUUGCAUUUGACGGAAUAUUAAUUGUCUGCAUGGAAAUCUCACGUCCGCGACAUAUAAAUGGAUCGUCACAACCAUGCUUGAAAGGGAAAAUACGAAUUAGUACCCGGUGUUUGUGGCUGGACAAAGGGAAGUUGUUGGAUGCACUGUACAAAGCUGCACACGCUGCAUUAUCAAGUUGUCCUGUAAAUUGCCCAUUGGUUCACAUGGAAAGGAUUGUAUCUGAAGUACUGAGGAAGGUGGUUAGAAAAUACUGCAGUCGAAGACCUGAAGUCAUUGCAAUUGCUGUUGAGAACACCGUUGGUGCUCUCUCCGAAGAACUCAGGGAAAGAAUAGCAGGAAAAACUUAUGGUGGCUUUGAUUCUUCUGCAAUGAAUCAACAUUUAGAUAUUCGCAUGAGGAAGGAUUCAAGCAGCAGUUUUGAUGAAGAUACAGCAAACGUAAUGAGAAACCUUAUCGAAACAGAGGCUGAAGAUGAUUAUUUUGUGGCUGAGAAAUCACAUGUGGAAGAUCCUUUGCUAGAAUCAGAAGAUUUGGAAGAUGAAAACACAUCUUCUGUAGAACAUGUGAAAUCCAGUAACGCAAGCGGAGGGGAAUCAAUGAAGGUAUCAGAGGCGAAGACUGGUAGUCCCAAACCCGGAAAAAGGAACAAAUGGAAGCCUGAAGAAAUUACAAGAUUAAUUAAAGAACGUGGUGAUUUAAAUAGUAAAUUUCAGACUGUUAGAGGAAGAAUGGCUCUAUGGGAAAAUGUAUCUUCUAUCAUGUCAGCCCAUGGAAUAAUCCGUUCUUCCGCACAGUGCAAGUCUCUGUGGGCAUCCCUUGUUCAAAAAUAUGAGGAAAGUAGAAAUGAUGAGAAAAUUAGAAAGAGCUGGCCUUACUUCAACGCAGUUGAUAAGAUCUUGUCAGCUCCACAAGAGGCAGCAAAAUAAGAAAAGCUGAUAACCUGAUCGGAUAGAUUGUUUAAUCCAUUGGAGUGAAAUAGAAGGCUGCCAUGUCUUUCAUGCUCAGUUUUAGUGUGUAGAGUAGGAAGAAUCGGUGAGAAAUCAGUUUUCAAUCUUCAACAAGUCGUGCACUGCGGAACUAAAACUGGAGGACUACAAUUGCUUUUAUUGGACGCUUCAAGAGGGCAAUAAAAUUUCUUUUUCAUAAAUUUUGGACAGAAAUGUGAUGUCAUGUUUCUUUAAUCUAUACAGUACUGAUCUAGGCAUAACUUCUGCACUAAGUUGGGCCAGACGAUGAGCACUGCUUUUUUUAGCUAUAAGAGUUAUUAGUAUGUCAAACAGUUGCAUUGUAACAACUACUGUAUCCAUUAUUUUUAUUAAUUCUUCAUUGUCAUUUUAAAAUGUUUUUCUAUUA